Nilaparvata lugens (brown planthopper) is the source of this 2758-nucleotide messenger RNA. Its product is annotated as homeobox protein goosecoid. The coding region runs from base 1 to 924 and encodes 307 amino acids. Lineage: Eukaryota; Metazoa; Arthropoda; Insecta; Hemiptera; Delphacidae. The record is from RefSeq and is a predicted model, not a curated record. Gene Ontology annotation, biological process: regulation of transcription by RNA polymerase II. The transcript has 4 exons. Gene Ontology annotation, cellular component: nucleus. Gene Ontology annotation, molecular function: DNA-binding transcription factor activity, RNA polymerase II-specific; RNA polymerase II cis-regulatory region sequence-specific DNA binding.
AUGUAUCCGCAGAAUAAGGAUUUACGCCACUUUAGAAUACGUUUUAAUCAGCAUGCCAAAGAGAAAGAAACAAUACAUUGUGUUACAUUGACGAAGGUGGCUGUGCGCGGAGAAGUAGAACUGCAGUCACGCAGAGAGUUGGACGACAGGGAGAGUGAGCGGGAGAGGGGUAGCGAACCCCGGGCGCUGGACUUCAGCAUGGUGCAACAUUCGGCUGCAGCCGCCGCCGCCGCAGCCGCAGCUGCGUUCUGGGGCGGGGGCGGCAAAGAGACAGCCGCCUCUCACUCACCGGCCACUCUGUCACCGCCUCCGCGCGCCUUCACCAUCGACAGCAUCCUGGCACCCUCCCGCCCCCACCAGACGUCGCCGCCAUGCCGCCCUUCACCCACCACCGCCCAACCACCUGCCCUGCUCAGGCAUCCACUGCACUUCUCUCAUUUUGCCGCAGCGGCUGCCGCCUCCGGCUUUGCUCCCGCCUCGUCCGAUUUCCUUGCGGUUGCGUAUCCAGGCCUGUACUCGGGCUACAUGUCGGCGGCCGCGGUGGCAGCUAUGGCAGUGCAGCAGGGGGGUGGCAUGGGGGGCGGCAUGGGAGGGGCACCGCCCCCCAAGCGCAAGAGGCGGCAUCGCACCAUCUUCACCGAGGAGCAGCUGGAACAGCUGGAGGCCACCUUCGACAAGACUCACUAUCCUGACGUCGUUCUCAGGGAGCAGCUCGCUCUCAAGGUCGAUCUCAAGGAGGAGCGUGUUGAGGUGUGGUUCAAGAACAGACGAGCCAAAUGGCGGAAGCAGAAACGCGACGAGCAAGAGCGGCUGCGCAAACUGCAAGAAGAACAAUCAGGAUUGGCCAGAAGUUUGGCGCCAUUGCCAGAUGUGACGUCAAUGCAUCAUCACAGCGACACCGAAGAAGAUCUCGAAGUGGCGUGAACAAUUCCCACCCGACUUCAAUUUAUUGUUGAACUACAUUAUUGUUAAUGUGACUGCCUAAACAACCCAUCAAGUUGAUCAUUAUCAUCAUUUCAAGUAUUAUUCAUCUAUUCUCUCUCAAGCCUUGGUUUUUUUAUAUAAACAUAUUCCACAGAAAUUGGAAAGGGAAAACCUCUUUCAUCGUGAUUCAGGUGUUUGUGAUUCAGAGGCCCGGGUUCAAAUCUCGGCCCGGGCAAAAUAUUUAUCUCGGGCCACUCCUGUGUUUCGGAUGGACACGUUAAGCCGUCGGUCCCGGCUGCCUAAAAAGUGGUCGUUAGGUCAUGUCAGAGGCCCUGAAAUUGAUCAGUUGCGACCUGAAAACUCUGUCACUAGUUUUCAAAACUCUGCGCCAGCCAGGACACUCGAUAUUAUUAUUUUUUAUCGUGAUCUAAAAUAAUUUUUGACAGCAUGAGAGAAGCCUAAAACUGUCUUUGGAAUUGAUAUGUUGAAAAUUGGUAUGUGUUUAGCUGUAUUGAAACAAUAGUAUAUGUUUAUUCAUAGAUGCAUUUAAGAGCAGUCCAUAUUUAUGGGUUACACGUAUCUGAGUUUGAGAAGAAACACAAUUAUUUGCUGCCCUUUUAUAGAAUUGUAUACAUUUUGUACUGGAAAAGUACUACCAUCCUAGUAGUAGUUAUCUAAUUUAAUUGUUCUAAUUAUUAAUGAAUCAUCGAUAAUCAGUUGCGAAAUCAUCAUCAAUCUAUUAUUAUAUAAUAGAGUGACAUAUUAACAUGUGUAUUGAAAUAAUUUGAAGGUUAUUUUUCAUCACAGUGUUUAAUUCAACAUAUAUUGAGAAAUGCAAAAUUCAAAUGUAAGGUAAUUCAAAAUAUCAAUGUAAGGUAAAGAAUAAUCAAUAUGGUGCAUCUCUCUCUUUAUUCCACGAAGAGUCAGAAUCACAAGGGAAAUUGUCUAACUUGAUGGGGGGAAUGGACUCAGUCAACAAUUACUCCACGUGAACAAUUGAACUCCGAUACCUGUGGAAACAGAAAACUCUGGGUAUUGUUAUUAAAAAACGCUAUGAAACUAAAAAAAUGAUGUAUAUAGACUUACGUUUCUUUAUCGAUAAUCUUGAUUAAGAGGUCAACUCUUCUAUAAUAAUUCUAGUCAAAAGUUUGUUGAAAGCUUUAUCUUAAAAUACGCUAUUAUUGUAAGUAAAUAAGCCAUUCAUUAUUGUAUUUUAAUAAUAACUGUUAUAGGACUAAUGAAGAAAUAGUUUGGAAACUCCGAAAUUUACUGGCUUAGUUUCAAAAAUGCAACUAAAUCGACAAUAGAGCUACAUUGGUUAUUUUUGCACGUAUAACACAUUGAAAUGUUCUUAAUCCAUCUUGAAAACUGAAGUGUUCUGUUCAUGGUCCAGGAAUGACAAUAUCAUCACGAACAUUCAUCACAUCAUUCACUACAAUGUAUAGAGAACCUUUAAAAAAUGACAGGCAAUUCAUCUUUGACGAAUUCCAAAAUAUGAAUAGAAAGAUGUGUACUUCAAAAAGAAUUCCUAUUCCUAUUUGAAAUUAGUUUCCUUAGCUGUAUCCAAAGAAAUGUUGGUUAAUGUAGUGAAAAAUUAUCAAAAAUCUAUCACCAUAACGGAUUAUACUUGUGAAUAUUAAAUAUGUAGAAUCACUAAUUCUUUAUUCAAUUAUUCGGGCAAGUUAGAAUCUUUGAUCUACGUGUUUGUUAUCGAUUCAUCAUUUUGGAUGUGAGUUAUUAUGAUUAUAAAGUUAUUAUUUUCUAUGUUUGUGUAAAAAAUGUAAAUAGUCAUAAGUGUAUAUUAAAUUGUUUGUCAAAUAUAUAACUUGAGUAU